This is a messenger RNA of Sitodiplosis mosellana (orange wheat blossom midge), 3987 nucleotides long. It is a transcript of the gene spel1, whose product is annotated as DNA mismatch repair protein spellchecker 1. Lineage: Eukaryota; Metazoa; Arthropoda; Insecta; Diptera; Cecidomyiidae. Gene Ontology annotation, cellular component: nucleus; MutSalpha complex. The record is from RefSeq and is a predicted model, not a curated record. Gene Ontology annotation, molecular function: ATP-dependent DNA damage sensor activity; ATP binding; mismatched DNA binding. Gene Ontology annotation, biological process: mismatch repair; mitotic recombination. Bases 971 to 3724 code for a protein of 917 amino acids. The transcript has 10 exons.
AUGUGUGUGAUAAGAUAUCCACCAUCGUCAUGUACGAAUUGACUCAUUACUCAGGCAACAAAAGAAUGUAUUAGAGUUCCAAAGCCAAUGUAUAAAAGCGUGUGUCUGUUAUCGUAAUUCCAUGCUUUAUUAUAAAAUAGCAUAUGAUUUUUAUCAGUUUCAAGCUAGAUUCAAACGGAAAAUUGAUUGAAAUCAACAUUCCAUUUCAGUUUUCCAUUUUUAUUGCUUCAAUUUAUUUAUGAAAAUAUAUUUUCUUAUUCAUUUUUUGCAAGAACCAAAUUCGUAUUGCUGUGAAAAUUUCAGACAAAACUCAUGAUGAAAUCUAUAUCUCUUUAUUAAAUAUAUGUAAUUUAUCAAUGCAACAAAGCAUAAACGAAGUAAAAUGCGAGUUAACUUGCACAAUUCACGAAAAUCCAAUAAGAUUAAAUAAAUGAACGUUUGACCAAUAGAUGGCAUUGCAAUAUAUUUAGCAGAGAACAAAUCCACAAACAAUCAACAGAAUUCGUUACCAAUAAACACGCUCUAAUUCAACCAAAAACUCCAAAAUUAUUACAACAAUUGUUGAAGAUUGAAAAAAUACUCAUUUCCUCAUAUUCCAUCGACUCUUAAGAAAGAAAAAAAACCAAAAUUAGUUCGCAGUCAUUUGAAAUCAUUUGCAAGGAAAGUGAACGAAAUAUUGAAAGUAUUGCCUCAAGUGUAUCAGCACGUGCUGUCAAACAAUGUUGACAUUUGCUUCGUCUUCGUGAUGUUUGACGAGCGGGAAAUCGUAACUUCGCAUUAAACACAAUUUGAAAGCAGAGUGAAACAAUCGCUUUGAAAAUUAUUCAACUGAAACUGUUCACAAUCGAAAGAGUAUCCUGUAAAUAAUUUCGACGAUAAAGUGAUCAAUUCCCGUUGUAUUUGUUUAUCAAGUCAAUUUUAUUAGUUUUUUCUAUCGUUUGUGAAUCAGAAUUCAGAACAGUGAAAAAAGAUGUCUAAUGUUAAGGGAACAGCAGUGAAACCGUCGCAAGCGCUAAAUUUAGAUGUUAAUCAACAGAAGAAGUUCAUUCGAUUCUACAAAGGCUUAGGCGACAAACCAACUACGACAGUUCGAUUUUUCGAUCGAAAUGAUUACUACAGUUUGCACGGUGAAGACGCCCAUUGUGCUGCCAAGGAGAUAUUCAAAUCGACGGCAAACGUCAAAACAAUGGCCCCGGAUGGUGUUCCACCGGUCGAUUACGUUUGCUUGAACAAAGGAAACUUUGAAGUUCUGUUGCGUGACCUCCUGCUGGUCAAAAACUAUCGCGUUGAAGUCUAUACAAAAUCAACGCAAGGAAGUGAAUUCACAUUGGAAUACAAAGGAUCGCCCGGAAAUUUGAUUCAGUUCGAAGGAUUGCUCUUCAACAACACAGAAAUGGUCGUUGGCUCAUCGAUCAUCUCGGUCAAUUUGAAACAGACCGGUGCACAGAAGUCGAUUGGAAUCGCGUGCGUUGAACAAAAUGAGCAGACAUUUUCAGUGAUCGAAUUCGACGACAAUGACUUUUACUCGGAACUGGAAGCAACAAUCGUUCUGCUUGGACCGAAGGAAGCUCUAUUGCCAUCAGCUGAUGGAGAAUUCGAACGUAUUGUUCAAUUGCUCGAACGAAAUAACGUCAUGGUCACCACACGGAAAAAGUCCGAGUUUUCACUCGAAAAAUAUGAUAUCGUCCAAGAUCUGAACAAACUGCUUCAUUUCAAAGAAGGCCAACAAGAGAAUGCAAACUCUUUGGAUGUAGUGAAAAUGAAAUUGGCAAUGUCAUCGUUGAACGCGGCCAUUCAGUACUUGGAUUUGAUGUCGGAUCGAUGCAAUCACAGUCAGUACAGAAUGGUUUUGAUGAAUCUCAAUCGAUUUGUGCAUUUGGAUGCAGCCGCUGUUUCAGCGUUGAAUUUGCUGCCGAAACCAGGUACAGCUAUCAAUUCGCCUGCAUACAAAUGGCAAAGCAUUUUGGGCGUAUUGGAUCGUUGCCAAACACCGCAAGGUCAUCGUUUGAUGGCACAAUGGGUUAAGCAACCACUUCGAAACGAAGAAUUGAUCAAAGAUCGUCACAGUAUCGUUGAAUGUUUCGUCGAUGCGAGCACAGGUCGAGCAGACCUCUAUGAAGAUCAUAUGAAGCGAAUGCCAGACAUUUUGAUGCUUGGCAAGAAACUGUUGCGAAAGCGAGCAACACUACAAGACAUUUACCGUUUGUACCAAGUUGUCAUUCGUGUCCCGAAGAUCGUAGCCACAUUGGAAGAACUAGAAUGUGUUACGAUUAAUGAAGUACUAUGUGGUCCCAUCAAAGACGCACUUGUCGAACUCGCCCGUUACAAGAAAAUGGUUGAGGAAAUCAUUGAUGUUAAAGCGAUUGAAAAGGAUGAAUUUUUGGUUCGUUCCUCGUUCGAUGAAAAACUAAAAGAACUGAAAGAAUCGAUGGACGAAUUCGAAACGAAAAUGGAGAAGGUACACUCCAAGGCAAUCAGCGAUCUUGGAAUCGAAUCAAUGAAACUGGAAUAUGUAUCGCAUUUGGGCUAUCAUUUCCGUGUGACUCUGAAAGAUGAAGGAGGUUUGCGCGGAAAUAAGAAGUACAAGCGAAUUGAUGCGCUCAAAAAUGGAGUGCGAUUCACAAACGAAGCGUUGGAACGUUUGAAUGAGGACUUCUUACAUUCCAAAGCAAAGUACGAAGAGCAACAGGAGUCGAUUGUUGCAGGAGUGAUCGAAGUUGCAUCAGGUUACAUAGGCACUUUCACACGGCUCAAUAAUCAAAUAGCCGAAUUGGAUUGUCUGUUGAGCUUUGCGAUAGCAGCCGUAUCAGCACCCACACAAUAUGUUAAACCGAAAAUGUUCGAUCAAGCACCACGCGUGCUUGAUCUCAAAGGAAUGCGACAUCCAUGCUUGGAGCUGCAAGAAGAUAUCACUUUCAUUGCCAACGACGUGACGUUCAAAGAUGAUGAAACGAAUAUGUACAUCAUUACAGGACCGAACAUGGGCGGUAAAAGUACAUACAUUCGAUCGGUUGGAGCAGCAGUGCUCAUGGCACACAUCGGAUCAUUCGUAGCAUGUGACGUAGCUUACAUUCCACACGUCGACUCGAUUCUGGGCCGCAUCGGAGCUGAUGAUAACAUGAGCAAAGGUCUGAGCACAUUCAUGGUCGAAAUGAUUGAGACCGCUGGCAUUAUUCGAACCGCAACAUCAAAAUCGUUGGUAGUGAUCGAUGAAUUGGGUCGAGGAACGUCAACCUAUGAAGGUUGUGGCAUUGCUUGGUCGAUUGCUGAGCAUUUGGCCAAAGAAACGAAAUGCUUCACUUUGUUUGCCACUCAUUUCCAUGAAAUCACGGAUUUGGCCAACACAGUGCAUACGGUGAAGAACAGUCACAUGGUUGCCGUAUCGGAUAAAGAUACUUUUACGCUGUUGUAUCAGGUGCGACCGGGCGUUAUGGAUAAAAGUUUCGGUAUUCACGUCGCGAAAUUGGCAAAUUUCCCGAAAGAAGUCGUUGAACUAGCGCAAAAGGUUUACGACGAAAGCGAGGAUCAUUAUUCGCAAUUGAAGUCUCAAGACGAUGAAAACGCGGCGAAAAUCUUCGUGGAUGCGAUCGAAAAGCUGAUGGAAGUUGACACAGAGUCGUCAGCUGACGCACAAAUCACCGAACUCGUGGAAAGUAUUCAGAAGAAGGUCAAAAACUCCAACAACGCUUACUUCCGAGAACAAUUCCCACAGCUGUUCAACUGAACGAACAGGUUGAUUUUCACUUUGUGAUAACGCAUAUGAAUACUCAGUACAAUUUCUAUAUUUUGAUGUCCGAAAUUUCAUAAUUCGUAAGCCAUAUUUUUUUUUUAUUGAAUCUGUUGACAGUUUGAAUCCACACGAAGAAAAGUAUACGAUUUCUAUAUAAUUGGUUAAGUUUAAAACUCUGGUACAAUCCAUUUGUCAUAAGUGUUACAAAAGUGUGAAUGAUUCAGAAAAUCGAUAAUAAAUAUCUCAAAUAAAUCCUA